Messenger RNA from Aspergillus pseudotamarii, 2450 nucleotides. RefSeq names its product Pumilio-family RNA binding repeat-containing protein. Bases 24 to 2450 code for a protein of 808 amino acids. Gene Ontology annotation, biological process: post-transcriptional regulation of gene expression. Lineage: Eukaryota; Fungi; Ascomycota; Eurotiomycetes; Eurotiales; Aspergillaceae. The transcript is spliced from 8 exons. Gene Ontology annotation, cellular component: cytoplasm. Gene Ontology annotation, molecular function: mRNA 3'-UTR binding. The record is from RefSeq and is a predicted model, not a curated record.
UUCCAUCAACUGUCUAGGCAGAUAUGUCACUGCUGUCCACCGGGUCUCCUACGACCGGCCGCAGGCUCUCCGAGGCCAAGUUAUUCUCCAAUGACGGACAAGCAUCAUCUUUUGGACGCGAAGCAUCCAACCACAAGCAUAGGAACGCUUCUAACACCCCCCCCGAUCCUCUGAUAUCAUCCAAGCUUGGAAAUUUUCAACCCUCGGUUGGUGAAUUCAAUGAUAUUCUGUCGAACAAGGUCAGGUUUCUUCCAAGGAAAAGAAAUCAACUCUAUGAAGGUCAAAAUGUCUCACAAUCCCAGAAGCAGAAGUUGGAGCAUCCAAAAUCCAUCUCUCCAGUUGACAACUCCGAGAUGGGAAAGCUACUGGCUAGGCUCUCCCCAAAGCCCCAACCAUCAGGUAUCAAGCUCUCCACAAACCAAGGAAUCCUUACAAGGAUAUCUGAGCAGCAAAGUUUGCUUGAUCGGCAGAGGCGUACUCUUUAUAGCAGCUAUGAGGGCUUAGAGGGACAUGAUGGAACCAACAAAUCUUCUGAAAUUCUGCCGCUUACUUCAACCUCGGGACCAGUCCAGUCUCUUGCCCAAGAUCUAGCCUUACCGGAUGCUACAAACACCGACACAUCCGAAGUUCUUCGCUUAAAGCAGGAACUACUUGCUGCCAAUUCAAGAAUUGCACUUCAAGAACAAGAGCUUGCACAGACUCGUGUAAUCAAACACACACUGGAUCAGGCCCUUGGUCCUCCUUCUGAAGUUGACUUUAAUGGCCGGGAGGUCACGGAGCAGACGAUCAGUGAUUUACAAGAUGUCUUCAACGCUUCGAAUCCAACUUUCAGUCAGCUUCAGGACGGAUGGAGUGUCCCAGAUGACUCUCAGUCAGACAUUUCCGACGCGCUUUCUACGGGAGCAUACAACCGGCCGCAAGGUUUCUGGAUCCCCCCAGGUCAGCAGAGGUUUAACAUGAAUAUGCCUAACCCAGUUAUUGAUAAAUCUUACGGCGAGCCAAUAUCAAUGCCUAACAAUUUUUUUAGUCAAAAUUUGAGCAGGCCUUGGGGUAAUCUACUUCCCGAUAUUGGUGUCUCUGGGAUCAUUUCGUCUAAGCCUCAUCGUGUGUUCUCUGGGCCGUCCACUGGAGCUUGCAGUUUCGACUCACGCCUUGCCAGUGAGCAAAGUAGGUAUACUUCAGGCUCAGGUCGCCUUAUCAUCAAAAACCAGUUGGGACCCGCCUCUCUCCCACAGCCUCUGAGUUUACUUCUUCCGGCACAACUGCGCCAUCCUGGACAUCUUCAGCCGCUCCUUGACAAAAAUGUCUCUUGUGAUUGGAGAUAUAUUGUUGAUAAAAUUGUUUGCAAUAACGAUCAACAGGCUUCUAUCUUCCUACAGCAGAAACUCAAAGUUGGGACAGCUGAGCAAAAGUAUGAAAUUAUAAAGGCCAUAGUGCAUCAAGCAUAUCCCCUAAUGAUUAAUCGUUUUGGCAACUUUCUUGUGCAGCGCUGUUUUGAGCAUGGCACAUCUGAACAAAUAGUUGCUAUUGCAAAUGCAAUAAAAGGUAACACAUUGAGCCUUAGCAUGGAUCCCUUUGGCUGCCAUGUAAUCCAAAAGGCAUUCGACUGUGUCCCUGAAGAUCAUAAAGCUGUUAUGGUCCAUGAGCUUUUACGCAAAAUUCCAGAAACAGUGAUCCACCGUUAUGCUUGUCAUGUCUGGCAGAAACUCUUCGAGUUACGAUGGAGUGGUGAGCCUCCGCAGAUUAUGGCUAAGGUUAACGAAGCAUUGCGCGGAAUGUGGCAUGAAGUCGCUUUAGGGGAGACGGGAAGCUUGGUUGUACAGAACAUAUUUGAGAAUUGUGUAGAGGAUGAAAAGCGCCCGGCCAUAGAAGAAGUGCUGACCAAGAUCGACCUACUUGCUCACGGCCAGUUUGGGAACUGGUGCAUUCAACACAUUUGCGAGCAUGGCGCACCCCAUGACAAGAAUCGUGCGAUUGAGCAUAUCCUCCUGUGGUCUGUUGACUACAGCAUGGAUCAAUUUGCUUCUAAAAUAGUGGAAAAAUGCUUAAAGAUCGGUGGUUCUGAGUUCCUAGACCGCUACCUUACUCGAGUAUGUACAGGUCGUACUGAUCGGCCGAGAAUGCCAUUGAUUGACAUUGCUGGGGAUCAGUAUGGGAACUACCUCAUACAAUGGAUCCUUAUGAACGCCGCGCUUCAUCAGCGUGAGCUAGUUGCGAGUCAUAUCAGGAAACAUAUGGUUUCUUUGCGCGGGUCUAAAUUUGGUUCUCGCGUGGCCAUGCUCUGCUGCAACCCGUCUCAUAUUACACGCCCUGGACCAGGUGCCAAAUAUCAGGCCAAAAUGGAGGCCGAUUUAGUCGCGGAAGCCAAUGGAACCCAAACUACCCACCAUUCCGCUAAGAUCGACAGCAAAAACCUCUGCAAGCAAUGGGUUCAAUUGCCCGUAACUUAA